Euleptes europaea (tarantolino) is the source of this 1707-nucleotide messenger RNA. It is a transcript of the gene DYNC1LI1, whose product is annotated as dynein cytoplasmic 1 light intermediate chain 1. Gene Ontology annotation, cellular component: centrosome; cytoplasmic dynein complex. Gene Ontology annotation, molecular function: dynein heavy chain binding. The record is from RefSeq and is a predicted model, not a curated record. Lineage: Eukaryota; Metazoa; Chordata; Lepidosauria; Squamata; Sphaerodactylidae. Gene Ontology annotation, biological process: microtubule cytoskeleton organization; microtubule-based movement. Bases 1 to 1593 code for a protein of 530 amino acids. The transcript is spliced from 13 exons.
AUGGCGGCGGUGGUGGGAGGGAGAGCCGGCUCCUUCGGUUCCUCUUCUUCGCCGGGGCUGGGCUCGGGCUACGGGGGUGCCGCCUUCCACGCUACCAGCAGCGGCGGUUCUGACCAGCGGGCGGGCGGCGACGACGACGACGGGCAGAACCUCUGGUCCUGCAUCCUCAGCGAGGUGUCCACACGAUCCCGAUCUAAAUUGCCUUCGGGCAAGAAUGUCUUGUUGUUGGGAGAAGAUGGAGCAGGUAAAACUAGUUUAAUAGGAAAACUUCAAGGAAUUGAAGAAUAUAAGAAAGGAAGAGGAAUGGAAUAUUUGUACUUAAAUGUACAUGAUGAAGACAGAGAUGAUCAGACAAGGUGUAAUGUCUGGAUCUUGGAUGGUGACCUGUAUCAUAAAGGUCUUCUUAAAUUUGCAAUGGAAGGCAGCUCUCUAAAGGACACUCUAGUUAUGCUGGUAGUGGACAUGUCUAAGCCAUGGACUGCUUUGGAUUCUUUACAGAAAUGGGCCAGUGUUGUAAGAGAGCAUAUUGACAAAUUAAAAAUUCCUCCUGAAGAAAUCAAAGAAAUAGAACAAAAGAUGGUAAGAGACUUUCAAGAAUACACAGAACCAGGAGAAGACUUCCCAGCAUCUCCGCAGAGGAGAAAUACUUCACUACAAGAAGACAAAGACGACAGUGUCAUUUUACCACUGGGUGCUGAUACACUAACAUGUAACUUAGGCAUUCCUGUAGUAGUAGUUUGUACAAAGUGUGAUGCCAUUAGUCUUCUGGAAAAAGAACAUGAUUACAGAGAUGAGCACUUUGACUUCAUUCAGUCACAUAUCCGACGGUUUUGUUUACAGUACGGUGCAGCACUUAUUUACACUUCAGUAAAGGAAAGUAAGAAUAUUGAUAUAGUGUAUAAAUAUAUUGUCCAGAAAUUAUAUGGAUUUCCUUUCAACAUACCUGCUGCUGUUGUGGAAAAAGAUGCAGUAUUUAUUCCUGCAGGAUGGGACAAUGAAAAGAAGAUAGGAAUAUUACAUGAGAACUUUCAGACUUUAAAAGCAGGAGACAAUUUUGAAGAUAUCAUAACAAAGCCACCUGUUAGAAAGUUUGUACAUGAGAAAGAAAUAGUAGCAGAAGAUGACCAAGUAUUUCUUAUGAAGCAGCAGUCUUUGUUAGCAAAACAACCGCCUACUGCAGCUGGAAGACCAGUGGAUACUGCACCAAGAGUUCCCGGAGGGUCUCCAAGGACACCAAACAGAUCAGGAACCUCCAAUGUCGCCAGUGUUACACCCAUCCCUGCCGGAUCAAAAAAAAUUGAUCCUAGUAUGAAAGCUGGAGCGACAAGUGAAGGAGUGCUGGCAAACUUCUUCAACAGUUUGCUGAGUAAGAAAACCGGCUCCCCAGGGGGACCUGGUGGUGGUGUUGGUAGUCCUGGAGGAGUAGGUGGCACUGGAGGUGGUGGUGGCAGCAACUUGCCACCAUCAGCAAAAAAGUCAGGCCAGAAGCCGGUCUUAACAGAUGUUCAAGCUGAACUCGACAGAAUGUCACGAAAACCAGAUCUGGCCUCUCCAACAUCCCCCACGUCCCCUACAGAAGGUGAAGCAUCUUGAAGACACCAAAUAUAGCUCCGUGCGUUCGGUUUUUUUUGGAUAAUUUAAUCUUGCCUCUGCCUCUUCCUUCAGUGACUGGGACAAGGGAGCUGAAACGCUUUUCAGAGGAGGACA